AAAACAAAGCAGAUGCUGCGGAUGUGAAAGUUUGUUUACGUCGUGUGGUCGUGCUGCGAUGCGAUGGAAAAUUCACACCUAAAUAGGGCUCACAUGUACGGCAGGCGGGCGGAAAAUUGUGCAAAAAAUCGACGAUUUGACGAUGCUAUGGAAUGCCAUCGGAAGGCCGUUUUUCACUUCAAUGAAGCGUUAAAGCUGCAAACGAAUGCGAUUGUGCAGGAGUCGCUUCAACUGCAGCGCAAAUACCACCUGAAACAGGUCGAUUGGCUGCUGGUAAAGAAGCAACAGUACGAUCGGUACCUACGAGCGCUAGAUUAUCAGCGACGCAAGAAUCCCGAAUUUUUAGCCCAACAGAUCGAAAAAAUGGACAAGUACAACGAGCUGCAGGUGGCGAUCUACCAUAAUCUGGACGAUACGGAUGGAUUGCUGGAAUCGCUAGGCAGAAACAUUGCAUCCAACAAUGCACCAACGAUUGGCGGGGCGUACAACGGUGGCACAAAAACCGUCAACGAUCUGAUCGCGCUUAACCACUCACUGCACAUUUUGAUCCAGCGAAUGUCACAGAAUGUGGAUGAAUACGCCACCGAGAACGAGGAGUUGCGGGAGAAGCUACGCUACUACGAGAAGGAAAAGGAAUCGGGCAGCUCCGACGGUGGAAAGGUUGUUGGUGAUGCUGAAUCGUCGGCAAACACAAACAAAGGUGGCCCCAGCACGCAGAAGCAUACACUAGGACUCAUGCAUGACAAUCUGUCCACACUGGCACCACUCGAAAUGCCCGUGUUUGAUUUGUCCGAUUUUGACAAUCAUUGAGCGAUCGGACCGUGCAUGACAAGAACGGAAGGUAAACCUUUGUACCGGGUGUCCCUCAUCGGUGGCGGUGCAGUGUGAUGCAAACUGUGUUGCACCGGAUGUGAUAACGCUACUUAUAUAUUUACUUUAAAUUACAAACAAACAGCUGUAGUGGAAUGUGGUCGGUGGCUCGCGGAAAGAGAACGGGGACAGUAGAGUUGUAAAUAUUUUGUAUAUGAGCGGACAGAAAGUCUUUUGCGCGCCAUCGUAUCUGUGCUUGCGUAGUUACUGGCGUUACAUGGAUGUGGAAAACUAUUGCUAAUAAAGAUUAAUUACAGACGGAUAGGUUGCGAUAUGGGUUUUCGGGUUUAGGGCAGCGAAUGGUCAAUGUGAUGACGCUGGUUGUUUGUCCGUACUAAUGUGCUCUAUA
Molecule: messenger RNA, 1219 nt
Organism: Anopheles moucheti
Lineage: Eukaryota; Metazoa; Arthropoda; Insecta; Diptera; Culicidae
Product: nuclear receptor-binding factor 2-like
Exons: 2
Coding region: 64-810 (248 amino acids)
Biological process (GO): autophagy
Source: RefSeq, a predicted model, not a curated record